This is a messenger RNA of Dentiscutata erythropus, 522 nucleotides long. Lineage: Eukaryota; Fungi; Glomeromycota; Glomeromycetes; Diversisporales; Gigasporaceae. The record is from the annotation of a GenBank genome assembly.
AUGAAUUUGCAAUAUUAUCAAUACCUAGCGACCUAUCUCGAAAACACGAAAGUUCCUGAUGGCCUCAAUCAAGCUCAACAAAGAAAUUUCAAAAGACAAGCUGCCUAUUACCUCAUUAUUAAUAACCAAUUAUAUCGUAAGAAUAAAAAACAAAGUGAAUAUCUAUUACGCAUAAUUAAAGAAGAUGAAUUGGAGCAGGGAAGAAAAGAAGGUCCAGAAGAGGCGUUGGAACAAUCUUUGGACCAAUACAUAGAAAAGAUCACCAAAAAUAUCAGAAAUGCGCAAGAAAAACAAAAAGGAUACUAUGAUAAGAAUAUAAGGCCUAUAGAGUUUAAAAUAGGUGAUCAAGUCCUCCUAUACGAAUUAGCCAAAGAGAAGGUCUACAACGACAAACUUAGAGAAAAGUGGAAGCCCCUAUUUCGUCCACGAUUACAGAGAGCCGGGAACCUACAAACUAUGAACAGUAGAAGGAAAAGUCCUCAAAAAUCUAGUGAAUACAGAUUGACUAAAGAAAUAUUAUGA